Molecule: messenger RNA, 5505 nt
Organism: Zootermopsis nevadensis
Lineage: Eukaryota; Metazoa; Arthropoda; Insecta; Blattodea; Termopsidae
Source: RefSeq, a predicted model, not a curated record
GUAGUAGAUUGGUAUAAUCCAAGUUAUGAUUCUAUCUAAUGCAUGCAAGUAGACGUGCUUGUGGUGCGAAAGGUAAAAUGAGAUUACGCACUGGUGGUGCAGCUGUUGGUGAUGUGACGCUAGAUUAUCUUCCACAGUCUACAUGAAUUAACUCACGAAAGGUUAAAAAUAAAAGUAACUAACUAGAUGGCUUAAGAUGAGCUUUGAAGAGCACGAUACAGAAGAUCUUCAGCCACGGACUGCACCAUGUCGUUCCUCAUCAUUUCAGCCUUGCAUUGCACCGUCGGUGCCAGAGGUUUCCCUUAUAUUCAACAGCGGCUCGUCAGUAAAUACCGGAACUUCAGCAACUGCUGCACGUGGUUUACAUCAUGAGACCAGUGCAACAGAAAGGAGGAAUGUGAAGUCUGUAAGCAAUGCCGGAUACCAUGAAGUUUUGAAGUAUGGAACCUACCCAUCUUCUCACCAUGAAGGAAAUAAAUUGCCCCACUGUUCAAGUCAUAAACCUGAUGAGAUUUUAGGAGCAGUCAAGUUAGAUAAUAUUAAUUGCCCAAGUACAGCUGUGCUCAGAGAUAAUAGGAAUGUAGAAAGUGAAGUGAUUACAAAUUCUAAGAGAACAUUUUUGCCAAGAACAUUUUCAAAUAGGUGCAAUUCCUUUGAUAAGAACAUUGAUGGUACACAGCAGAAUUACUGUGCUCAUGAUAGUUCUGUAACUAACAGAAAACCUGACAGACUUGCAUACCAACAAAAUGGAUCCCAAAACAGCCAUGAAAGUAAAAAAUCCAUGUCUUUAAAAAACAACCAAAAUAAUGAUGGUGACAGAAGUGUAUGGAAUGAGAACAAUGGUUACAGAAACUUUUAUGGCUCUGCAUACCAUUCCAAGCCUGGAGUGGAGAAAUGUAGAAUGGAAAAAAGUUAUUAUAAAAGAUAUCAGAAGAAGAAUUAUCCACAAAGAAAAUUUCCUUCGGACACAGAGAAUGAAGGAAGAAGUAGUUUGUGUUGCCACAAAGAAGCAUCCUCGCCUCUGAAUUAUGCUCAUCAGCAAAUGACUUGUGUUAGUCCUGACCCAUCAUGCAUUCCUGAAGAAAGAACUGCAGUUGAUUAUUUGAGAUCCAGACAAGAUUCUGUGGCAAAUGAUCAGACAUCUGUUGUUAUCCCUCUAUCGCCCAGCACUUUGUUCUCCCGUGAACAAGAAAAAGACAGAGACACCAAAACAUCAUCUGAUCCAGUUUUUAGGCACAAAAAUGACUUCAAUUCACUUUUUCUUGCCGACCAACCUACAAAUCGUAAUUUAGAAACUAGAAUUGAUGCCACAAACCAUAUUCAAUCUGUGAACUUCAGGGAUACUUCAGAGGGCGUUGAUACUUUUAAGGUACAGUCGGCAAAUAUGAAGGAGGCAGGAAGUCAUGAUGAUAGUUCUAUGUUUGAUUUAUACAAUCUUGUUCGUUCACAAAAUGAGCAAUUAAAACACUUACAGACCCAAGUUGACAGACUGUUGCUAAUGAGAGAUAGAAAUAGCACCAUGUCCACUACUGCUUGUUGCUGCCCACCAUUUACUUGUGCUGGCAUCCAGUCAGCAAAGCAGAACAUCACAGUGGUCAAUGCAUCAACACAGACAAUGGUUACUGAUAGUCGGUGUGACAUUGCUGUGAACACGGACUCUAGGCCAGUAGUUUCAGUUGCAGUUAUGACAUCGUUCGCUGACACUGCUGACUCAAAACAGUCGCAAAAGAUGGAGAGGAUGACAAGACUGAGUACUGAUUGCCUGUGUUGUCCAGAACGUGCUCCAGAAAACAGUGAUGAGACAGUAUGUUUCAACAGCAUUGAUCUGCCUGCAGUUCAAGAACACGCCCCUAGCCCCAUGUCAUCCAUACAUGUUGACAUGCAUGACUAUGAGGAUGAUGAUGAUGAUGAUGAUGGUGAUGCUGCUACUGAAAUCGCUCAGCCGUUUCCAUGCAGCAAGGAAGGUCACAUCCAGCAGAAGAAAAAUGAAGAAGUGAACAGAAUAGGAUGGACCUUCUACAAUAAUGUUGUUGGCCAGGUGAAUAAGUUAUUGAAAGACUUGCCUCAAGAUAGUGAAGAAUGCAACAGAUGUGAUGCUGAGCAAGAUAAUCAGAAGUUAUGUGAAUGUCAAGAGGAUGUAAAAAAUGCUACAAUGGACCAACUCAGAAAAAUGGGCAUUAGUUUUCACAAUUCUUGUGGGAAUGGUGCUCCUGCUGAAGUUGGCAGGGAACAGCAGUAUGAUUCAGUGCACUUGCCUCGCCUUGGUGUUAUGCCCAUUACUUCUGAAAGUAGUGAGUCAGACACCAGCAUCCACAUUAAUGCUUUGGCCCUCAAAUACCUCAAGAAUGAUGAUCGAGGCAAAGGAGCUGACAGAAUGCAAGAUUUAACAUUCUACAAUGUUGCGAUGAAAACCACAAAUUUGUCUCUCGGAACAUUGAAGUACCUCGAGCGAUAUCAUUUGCUACCAUCUGAAGGUGAAGCUAGCGGAGGCGUUGCACAGAUCAAGAAUGAUAUAAGAUUUGGCCAUGAGCCAGAAAAAGGAGGUGUAAGGCAGACUGGACGUGGCAUUGGUGUUGGAGGUGAAGCCAAAGUAAAAAUUCCAUAUCAUCAGCCUGCUAGCUCUACAGACAAGAUACUUGACAUUACAGCACUAAAAAAACAACCAAAGUUACUGUAGUUUAGUUUCUUAUGAUCUUUAAGUCAGGCCAGUGUAUUUAUGUAUGCGUAUUUUAAUGUGUUUAUGUUUAUUUGACAUGUUUGUGUAACCAAACUUCAGCAUGCAGUAAAAUGUUGUUAAUUCAGAGUAAUUGGAGCUAAAGAACACAGGCUUUAAAUUCAGUCACUUGGAAUUGUCGAUUUAUAUCAAGAACUUUUAUUAUAAAUAUUUUCUAUUCAUGCAAGUUAUCAUGAGAGUUACCUUCGCACUUGCCACUCGAUCCGCCCAACCACGUCUAGGUUCAGCGAGCGGGCAGGCAUUCUUCUGACUGUAAGUAAACAUUGGUGGAGUAUACUUUUAUUACUAGUGAUAUCCCUCUCGUUACUCAAUGUGAAUUACCUUGUUAAACCUGAUUUUGUUGGUGAUGACCAUUGACGAAGUGUAUCUUUGCGUACAAUACUGUGAGCAAGUUGUGGAAUGAUUGGAGCAGAGCAAAUAUUUCUUGCCGUUGUUUGUCAUCAGUCUUUCGACUGGUUUACUCGUACAGAAAUCAUCUUUCUUCCCAAUUCUCCUCCCUGUUCAUUCUUUCUAUGGCUACUGAGAUAACCUGCCCAUGCAAUGUGCAUGCAUGAAUGAAGGAUACAGUUGUUUACAAUUUUUCAGCAGUUGUCCAGUAUAAGUUUUUUUAAUUGGAACCAUUCACAGUUGACCACGGAAAAGCGAAGAAUUCCUAACGAUUCACAACAGAAAAUUUACCGGCCUGGUUUAUAGCUGUCGAUUUUAUAUUUUUGUAUCGUGUUUUUGGACUGUUUAGAGAAAUAUACUAUAGCAGGGGUGCUUGGCAUAUGGCAUGCAGGCCUAAUAUGGCCCACUGCAUCUCUUCAUGUGGCUCCUUUAAUGUCAUUAAGCAACUUAUACUAGGGCCAUAUUUAGGGUAUGGGAGAACAGGGUGAACAUCCCAGGCCUCACAGUUUUGUAUCAUGGUAUCUGUUUAAUUUUGUGUUUUGAAUCAAUUUGAUUUUGUUAAGCAGUGAGUUCAUUAUUUGAUAGAAGAAUAGUCGCUAAAUGCAGGUGGCUAAGACCCCUCAGUGUUUUGGUAGGAUAGUUACUUCAAAGAAGCAUGUGACUGUGUCACUUGGCAAAUAUGACCAAUUCUGUCACUUUUAGUUUGGGGAAGGGGAAUUUACUUACCAGUUUUUCCAACAGAUUUGUUCUACUUACCAAGUGUCGAUGCUAAUCGUUUUCACCGGAACAUAAAGUGUCAGUCAGACAAUAUCACCAAGACGUGUUUAUUACAGAAUUGAGCAUGUUCCUGUGGGGGAUUUGUAAACCUCAUCGAGAGGCAUGACAAUCUGUUUUUUUUUUUUCAUGUCCAGUACACACCAUUCAGCAUGGUGUGCAUUGUUGGUUAGCAGGAUUCAAAUCCCCAUCAGUACAUGGGUUCGAUCGGGACCGCGACAUUUAACGCUCCUGCUGUGACCCCUUUUCGCAAAGUGAUGAUGAACGUGGAAUAAUUGUUGGGAUGCCACGGAGAAACCGGGGAAACCCAGAGGAAAACUCCGUGUUGCCUAGACCACGGCCUUGCCCAACACAAGUUAUAAAUUCGGGCACCGCCGGGAAUCGAACCCGGGACCCCAGUAUUACAAGCCCAGCGUUCUAACCACUAGACCACCAUGGCGGUUAUGACAAUCUGUGAAUGAAUGCGAGUGAUAGGAGAAUGAAUCUUCGGCUUGAUUGGUGGGUGAUAUGGCUCCCAUUGGUGCCAUUGACACAGCUUAAUUUGUGAAAGACAACUACACAAUGCAUGGCUGACACCCAAAUUCUUGAGGCAAGAGGAGGCUGAAGCUUCUGAUUGUUGAAAGAAUAAGUGGUAGUCAAGUGUCAGUAUUUCUGUUAUUGCCCAUACUAGAGUCUUGCCUUUAUUAGCUUAAAGUGUAAAGCAUAAAUGUGCUUAGCAUAUGUUGAUUGCAGUUACCUUGAUUCUAAAGUUUACAGUAAAGUCACUAAACUCAUUAAUUAUCUUCAUCAGAAUAUCAGGGGACUAAGAAACAAAAGUGUUGAAUUAAUACAGUUUCUUUAAAAUGGAUGGCAUAAACGUUCAUAUAUUGUGUCUAAGCAAACAUCACAUGGCAGAAGUUAUGCUCCACCUCACGUUACAUGGUUAUUUGUCAGGUUUCAGGUUCUGCAGACAAAAACCUAGAGGACAGGUGUCUGUGUGUAUUUUGGUAAGAAAGAUUCAACAAAAUUUAUAUUUCAUAUCUUUGUAAAGAAUAGGAUUUGCAUAUGCGAGUUUGCUCCUAUGCAAUUUCAUACCUGACGCUUUAAACUUAAAAAAGAAAUAAUUUAAUCUCUGCGGAGGUACCAGGGUUAUUUUUUCUACGUGAUUUUCUAUAGGUCGGCGUCUUAUAUGAAUGCAACUAUCACAUAACAGCAGAGAUGACUACACAUCAAUCACAUGAAAGAAUCGCAGUCAAUCGCGGGGACCAACGAAUUGCCGAUUGUGUGUAAAAUAUAUUUUUUUAAAUUCCCUUUUAUUUUAUUUACGUUAUUUCAGAGCGUUAAAUGUAAUGCCAAUGUUUGGGUGUUGGGAACGCAUGUCAUUGCCUUCCCAUUGAUUUACAUUAUAAAAGAGUUUCAAUUUACGCCGGUUCGUCCAGGAACGCAUCCCCGGCGUAAAUCGAGGGCUACCUGUAUUUGGAUGAACUGUUGUGAACUUCAUUGAUCAGAUAAUGAGCCCUGAGAUGUCCCUAAAUGAUAGUUAGAAAUAUGGAAUUUGUAAGUAGAGGUGUGUAUAUGAACAUUUGAAAAAGAUAAAUAAACGGCUGAGACACUGAUUUGCCGAACUAGUA